Molecule: messenger RNA, 836 nt
Organism: Paramormyrops kingsleyae
Lineage: Eukaryota; Metazoa; Chordata; Actinopteri; Osteoglossiformes; Mormyridae
Source: RefSeq, a predicted model, not a curated record
UCAGUGUUUAUCUGGCAAAAUACUCAGCUCUAGCUUGGAAAGAACAACUUGCAACAUUUUCCACUUUAUUAAUGUUGCCAGUCAUCAUGGUUUUAUUCCCAGUUGGCCUCGGUCUGUUUCGAAUAAUACGCUCCCAAAGGAUGGGAAGAACAGUACGAUUUAGAGACAUUUUUGUAAUCAUGGGUUAUUUCCUGUAUGAUCCCGUGCUGUUUAACAUGCUGUUCCUUGUUAUUCAUUCCCAACUCUUUGCCUGGAUUAACAACACAUUUAAAUUAGAAUAUACAAUUCCAAUUACAGUGGCUGCUUUGGCAAUAUGUGCCUGCAUCAUUAUCAAGGAUUAUUUAUUGUAUCAUGAAGAAAAGCGCUUGGAGGGAUUUUACUAUUUUGUUCAGAAAAUCCUUUUGGGGAUUUUCUUCAUGCUUCAUCUAAUAAUAAGUUUCCUAUAUCUAAGUGCGAUUCUAGAAAAUGACAAAGGACAACCUGUAAAGAUCUGCGAGUUUGUGUUUGUCUACAUUCUGAGUGUCACAACACUCUUUGUAUUCUGGGAGCGGGGACAUUUAAUUGCCAAACCCCGUAAAUAUGUAUAUUUCUCAGGGGCUUUUUUUCUCCCCCUCCUGAAUUCUGUUGCCCUGGCUGUAGCAUUAAAACUCAAAGCAGACACAGGAAAACAGCCAUUGGAUCUGCAGCUGAUUGUCCUGAUUUCUGGGUCUGUCUUCCUCUUCUGCUGGUUUGUUAUACAGAUGUCUGCAUACUGGUUGGAUAAAAAAGAAAAAGCCCAAGCCGGGAGGUGUGAGGUGCCAGUGUGUAUUACCUGUAUAAAAGACACCUGUCCAUAG